AUACUAAUUCUGACGUUUAAUAUUAAGUGGCAUUAUUCAAGUGAGGACAAAAACAGAGAAUAACUGGGGAUGAAUUAAUAAAAAUAUGAAUGGACAAGGUUAAAAAUUAAUCAAGUUGUAAAAUGUUCAAAUUUUGCAUAGAAUGUUAUAUGUUGUGAUUGAUAGUACUGUUGUCCAAUAGUAUUGCUACUAGUUCGCUACGUCAUUUACUUUUAGCCAAUCAUUUGUCGCGUACUGGCAGCAAGGUUGACUCGUGACGAGGUCGACUAGACCGGAAACAAGCACGCGUUUCACAAAAAUAAAAUUGAACAUUUGGUUCCACUGGAAAAAGAAAAAAGUAUUUACAUAUUUGCUAGUAGAAUGUUAAAACAGUCGUGUGAGCUCAUCUCUAUUAAUUUAUGGUCGAUUUUUUUUCAUGGUUUUCCUUUGGAUGAUUAUUUGCAAUAAAUUAUGAUAUAUGGCAUAUAGUUGCUAAUUUGCUGACCAUACAUACUUGGAGGUGUUUAAGAACAUCAGUGUCACAAGAACAUUACUUUUUAAAACAAUGAACGUUUAUCUUUUAUCAGACGAGCACUUCCGCAAGCGACCAUUAUUUUGAAACGUCUAGACAGAAGUUGCAAUCGAAGACAUAAACUUGACUCGCAGGUCUGAAUUGAUAAACAAUGUAGACACAGGGAAGACCAAUUGGAGGAUUAUUGCUUCAAUAUCAGCCAUAAAGCCGUAUGGACAACAAGCGUUCAUCUCGCUCCGUGUCCUGCGGGCGCAGACCGGUGACUUCACCGCCUCGACUCAACCGUCAACACCAAGCGUUCGCUUGUCAACAUUACAGGCAAUGAACGGUAGUGCGUCUCGGUAUUCGUGAAGGUCCAAUUAAGGCAUCAAAAUGAGGUUGUUGAUGUCUCUACUGAAGAACACCAAUCCCAAAGUGGAAUAUUACUCCAGGUUCUCACCGUCUCCGCUCUCCAUCAAACAGUUUUUGGAUUUCGGCAGGGAGAAUGCAUGUGAGAAAACAUCGUACAUGUUCCUGCGUAAGGAGCUGCCGGUGCGUCUGGCCAACACCAUGCGAGAGGUCAACCUGCUGCCCGAUAAGCUACUCAGCCAGCCGUCCAUCCGUCUGGUCCAAAAAUGGUACAUGCAAAGCUUUGUGGAGCUGCUGGAUUAUGAGAACCGGAAGCCUGAGAAUCCUCAUGCGCUGAACGACUUCCUGGAGCUUCUGAUCGAGAUCCGGAACCGUCACAACGAUGUGAUUCCGACCAUGGCGCAAGGCGUCAUCGAGUACAAGGAAAAGUUUGGCUUCGACCCCUUCAUCAGCAGCAACAUCCAAUACUUCCUCGAUCGCUUCUACACCAAUCGCAUCUCCUUCCGCAUGCUCAUCAAUCAGCAUACGCUCCUGUUCGGUAACGACACCAACCCGGCUCAUCCCAAACACAUCGGCAGUAUUGAUCCCACCUGCUGCGUGGCUGAAGUUGUCAGCGAUGCUUACGACACUGCCAAAAUGCUUUGUGAGAAGUACUACUCGGCUGCUCCCGAGCUCCACAUUGAAGAGUUUAACACGAAGAGCCCCAAAAGGUCCAUCCAGGUCGUCUAUAUUCCCUCUCAUCUAUUCCACAUGCUCUUUGAACUCUUCAAGAACUCAAUGAGAGCCACAGUGGAGCUUCAUGAGAACAGCACAAAGGGAUUACCCCCCGUGAAGGCAAAAGUCACUCUUGGUAACGAGGAUCUGUCCAUAAAGAUCAGUGACAGAGGUGGAGGAGUUCCUCUCAGGAAGAUCGACCGCCUUUUCCACUACAUGUACUCCACCGCCCCGACGCCCAGCCUGGAGCCAGGCGCCGUCCCGCUGGCCGGUUUUGGCUACGGUUUACCCAUUUCUCGGCUCUACGCCCGAUACUUCCAAGGUGAUCUGAAGCUCUACUCUAUGGAGGGCGUGGGCACGGAUGCCGUCAUCUAUUUGAAGGCUCUGUCGAGCGAGUCCUUUGAGCGUCUUCCCGUCUUCAACAAGUCAGCGUGGCGACAUUACACCACCAGCCCCGAAGCGGACGACUGGAGCAACCCCAGCAAGGAACCGCGCGACGCCAGCAAGUCCAAAUACAAAACCAACAGAUAACUCGGCACUCCCCUUUGCCAUCGAAAUAUCCGUCAUGGUGUAGAUGUCAUCCAGCAGGUGUCGUUUCAAUAAGAACGAAGAAUAUCCUUUCACGUUUGGUGUGCUGCUUGGCCUAUCUUAGCUUGGCAUAGUGAGUCUUCAUCAGCCAAAGGUCAUUUUGGCUUCUCCCCUCACACCCUGGCUUCGGGUUUCUUCGAGAGGUACCUUUGACCGGACGCACAAGAAGGCCAGUGUGGUAGGAGCAGUUGUAUUUGGGAGUCUUGUUUCUGUCAAGAUGGGAUUCUGCAAUUCAGAUAAAGCCUUACUAUUGAUUAUUAUGCUUUAAGUUUAGAACAGCAUUUUUUUUUUUAUCUCAUGAGCAAACACAUUUAUCAGCUUUUUCCACUGGAUUGCGUUUCUUUUACUGUAAUUAUUUUGACUUAAAAAAAAAAAGUCAUUCCUUUUAAUCAAGCAGCACAUAAAUGUUCUGAAGGCUGCAAAAUCAAAUACUGCUGAAUUGAACAGUACAAAACAGUGCACUUUACUCCUAUUACACUGAAUAUAUACAUUUAAUUGUACUUCAAUUCGACGAAAUCAAUUGUAAAGAUUUUUUUAAUACGUCUUUGAAUUUCUCUCAUAAUAAUGAAAGAUUGAAAGCGGUGAAAAUAAGUUUGUCUUAUGACGGAUGGCCUGUUUAAGCCUUAUUUGCAUUUGUUCUUUAUAUAUAUUGAAGAACUCCAGUCUGUACAUCUAACUAUAAAUAAUAUAUUUGUUGCAUAUGUAUGCAGCUAGCCAGCUACCCAUCUCACAGCUUCAAAUGAUGUAUUAAUAUGCAUGAACUGUGACGGUGACCAUAUGCAAUCAUCGACCAAAAAGCCAGCGAGAGCAAAGAUUUAAUUCACCUUUGGUCAUACAUGACAAGAAAAAAAAAAAAAAGAUGCCGUGCGUGAUGUGUGUAAGGACAAAAAUC
Molecule: messenger RNA, 3053 nt
Organism: Syngnathus typhle (broad-nosed pipefish)
Lineage: Eukaryota; Metazoa; Chordata; Actinopteri; Syngnathiformes; Syngnathidae
Gene: pdk3a
Product: pyruvate dehydrogenase kinase, isozyme 3a
Exons: 11
Coding region: 884-2104 (406 amino acids)
Biological process (GO): protein phosphorylation; regulation of glucose metabolic process
Cellular component (GO): mitochondrion
Molecular function (GO): pyruvate dehydrogenase (acetyl-transferring) kinase activity
Source: RefSeq, a predicted model, not a curated record